GCCGGGGCUGCGGGGGGAAGCGGCUGCCGCUGCCGAGGACACCCGACAGUUUUUGCCCAUGUGGAGAAGAAAAGGCAUUUCUUGUAUUCCCCGCAAGUGAACCUUUCCAAGGAGUUCUUUUUCAUGGAAAAUGGACGCCUGGCUCAGAGUAAAGGACAUGCAGUGUACAAUCCCUAGCAGAAGCUGAAAAUGGAUGAUGUCUACUGAUGCUGUUCACUGAUGUCAUCUCCUCUUUUUCUGUUUGAGAUGGGUGAUAGGAAAAUGUUCUAAGAUAAGACUGAGUGACCUCUUCAUCCCUUGACUUCUCUUUCCACAAGCCUGAAAACCACCUGAAGAAAUGACCACUCAGCUACCAGAGGAGUCUGUGGAGACCCAGAGCUCAGAUGAGCUCGAGUGCAAGAUCUGUUACAACCGCUAUAACCUGCGGCAGAGAAAGCCAAAAGUGCUGGAGUGCUGUCACAGAGUGUGUGCCAAAUGCCUUUGCAAGAUCAUAGACUUUGGUGAUUCCCCACAAGGAGUCAUAGUGUGCCCGUUCUGCAGGUUUGAAACGUGCCUGCCGGACGAUGAGGUCAGUAGUCUUCCUGAUGACAACAACAUCCUUCUGAAUUUAGCUUGUGGGGGAAAGGGAAAGAAGUGCCUACCAGACAACCCAACAGAACUGCUGUUGACUCCCAAAAGGCUGGCAUCUCUAGUUAGCCCUUCUCACACCUCUUCUAAUUGCCUGGUUAUAACAAUCAUGGAAGUACAAAGAGAAAGUCCCCAGACUCUGAACUCAACCCCCGUGGUGGAAUUUUACAGGCCUACAAGUUUUGACUCUGUUGCAACUGUGUCCCACAACUGGACAGUGUGGAACUGCACAUCUUUGCUCUUCCAGACCUCAAUUCGGGUGCUAGUGUGGUUGCUAGGGCUGCUGUACUUUAGCUCCUUGCCUUUAGGGAUUUAUUUACUGGUAUCCAAGAAAGUCACCCUUGGGGUUGUCUUUGUAAGCCUUGUUCCUUCGAGCCUUGUUAUUCUCAUGAUUUAUGGCUUUUGCCAGUGUGUUUGCCAUGAAGUUCUAGACUGCAUGUCAUCUUGAUAACAAAUACAGUAAAAAAAGGUGUAUUACCAGAUGUGUAGCAUAGUUGAUUUAUCCUGGUUUUGUAUUCUUUGUAUUCUUAUUUAUUCUUGUUGUCCAUCCCACUAAAUGGAAGCAGUUACACGGUCCCUUUUUCUCCAACUGAAUUUGACACCCCUCACCUCAAGCAUUUUUUGAGCUAAGAACUGGAAAUAAAAAUUGCAUGUUGAUUUUGAAGGGCUGAAUUUUAGAAAGGGAUAAAGCCAAAUCACCAAACUAGGUGCCUGCUGGUGCCGCCACUGUUCAAGUGAGUAGGACUUUGCUUUGUAUUGGACUGAUCAAGUCAGUUCAUGCUGUAGGAUUCGCCCAAGAAGAAAUUACUGUAGCAGACACCUUCCAGACACAAGUACUGCAUCUCUUCACCAAAAGCAUCUCAUGCUCUGAAAUAUCUGUUAUUUAUAAUCUAUCAUCAUUUAUAGCAAAUUAAAUCACUCAAUUAAUAUUCUAUGAAGAAUAAAACUACCAGUUUUUUUAGUUCUUGCUAUAGCAAAAAUACUUGUGGGAGGCCAAUUUUUUUUUAAUGUUAAAAACAUGUCUCCAGAAGACUUUCCCCAAAGAGGAGCCCAUUUUUCCUUGUCAUACAGUUGCAGCUUACUGUGAAACAUUCCUGCUAAUGUGUUAUCUUAUUUAUCAAGAGUUCUAUUAUCAUUAUAGUGCAAAGAUUCCAUAUCCUCAGAGUUUUGUACCUACUCAAUGUUUCUGUAAGCAGUUCCUCUAAGCACUGACUGUUCUUGGUCCUUGCAGUAGCUAUCUAACUCCUAAGCCCACCAAUCCACUCUUUUAUACCACUUGUUCUUAUUGGCUACAGGUGUGGCCUGUUAAGAUCAGGCCUGUUCCUAAUCUUUUGUAAUUGGUUCAGCUGCAACUCUUUGGGGGAUAAGAUUACAUUCUAUACCAACUUCAUACUGUAUCCCCCUACACUAAUGAGUACUUCUGGGGACCCAGCCACAUGCUUGCGUUUCUCCAGGUGCACUUAUUUCAGUGUACACACCUUAGGCUUCCCUUUGAGGGUUCAGAGCUCUGCAGAUUUCUCUAGCUAUGUUCUGUUAUGCUUACCCUCCCUCCCAGCAUUUCCACCACCACCAGUGAUAUUUCCAAGCCACCAGUCCUUCCUUAUGGAUGACCAACCUCAUGCACAUUUACUCUGUGGUAGCUGUGCUGGAGAAUUUGGCUUAUGUGACUUUAGCUCUCAAGACAGACUUUUAUUCCCAACCAUUAGAAAACAGAUCUCCAGUCAGUAAUACAAAUUUGAGGAAAAAAAUCUGAAAUGGUUAACUAGGGCUUUGUUUGGUUGUUUUUUUGGGUUUGUCAGUUUGUUUGUUUGUUUUUGUUCUGAGUUCACAGAAUGAGCACUGUAAGGAGAUAAUGUGACUUUGGGAAGAUUUUUGUUUAAGGCAUAGUCCUUCAAAAUGUUUUAAUACUCUGAACUCCCCCUGUCACCACUGUGAGUUGAUGGCAAUCUAGAUGUGGCAAUUAGCAUGUCUCCAUUAGUGGAGCUCAGAGGAAUUACUGAUACUUUACCAUUCCACAAAUAGAACCAGGCCCUGUAAGGCUUGCUUAUAUUUUGCAUGGUUUAGGAUAUUUUUUGAACUACUGGAAGAACAUAAAAAUAAGUAAUAUUUAAUGUUUAUGUGUAUAACUAGGUCUAGCAACACCGCAGCUGCAAACUGGUUUUCUUGUGCACAGCAGAGUGGAGUUGAGCAGUGGAGUUGAGCAAGCCUGGUUUUUGGGUCUGGCACAAGACUUAGUCAUACCAGGGCAGUGAGUGUAAAAGGGAGAGGGGUUUGUUGCAUGAAAAUUGAAUGUAUGGCCUAACAAUAUACUCUUAGAGCAAAUGGACUUUGGUAAGAAUGAAAAAAAUGACAGUGGGAAAAGCAGAGCCUGUCAAGAGGAUUUGAAGUUAAGCUGGUUCAAUUUUUGUAGAUGGCACAGGUGGUAUCUGCAGUUUUAUUCCUAUUGCAAACAGAGAAAAUGUGGAAAUGUAAAGGUCCUGCUUUUCUUGACCCUCAUUUUCUAAUUGUGCGUAUAUAUGUGUGUGUAUGUACAUAUAGACACGUAUGUGAGAAGAAAACUUACAGCCAAAUCAUAGUUUUCAAGUGUAUGGAGUUAUGGAGCUAUGUAUUGAAUGAUUAAAGGAAAUGUUUCAGACUUUUCUGUAAUGACAAUAAUUAUACCUAAAAUAUUUUCAGAAUUCCUAGAAAAUGCUGUUCCUAAGUAGUUGUUUUUAAUUUUUGUGGUAAAGCACAUGUAGUUAGAAGAGGAAUCAUCUCCAGUCAAGGUUUGACUCAUCUAUGAACUCAUAAAUUUUAAGUAUCCAACAACAAUCAUGUCAAAAAGAAAUAGAAACCUAUGUGGUUUUAUAGAACUUCAUGACUUUUGGAAAGAUGUAUUUGUAGUGUUAGGGAUUUAUAUGUUUUAGGAUUUGUUCAAUUUGUCUGAAUAUAGUGUCUCUAAUAAAGGGCUAAUAGAGGAUA
Molecule: messenger RNA, 3588 nt
Organism: Agelaius phoeniceus (red-winged blackbird)
Lineage: Eukaryota; Metazoa; Chordata; Aves; Passeriformes; Icteridae
Gene: RNF182
Product: ring finger protein 182
Biological process (GO): protein ubiquitination
Cellular component (GO): cytoplasm
Molecular function (GO): ubiquitin-protein transferase activity
Source: RefSeq, a predicted model, not a curated record